This is a messenger RNA of Patella vulgata (common limpet), 7412 nucleotides long. Its product is annotated as post-GPI attachment to proteins factor 4. The record is from RefSeq and is a predicted model, not a curated record. The transcript has 2 exons. The coding region runs from base 173 to 1393 and encodes 406 amino acids. Gene Ontology annotation, molecular function: glycosyltransferase activity. NCBI's taxonomy places the organism in Eukaryota, Metazoa, Mollusca, Gastropoda, Patellidae. Gene Ontology annotation, biological process: GPI anchor biosynthetic process. Gene Ontology annotation, cellular component: Golgi membrane.
ACGUUAAACGGACGGCCGGCUGGUUGGUUGGGUGGGUGGGUGAACGACAGGAUCCUGUUUAUUUCGGAUAAACUGUUUAUUUACAGACAAUGUACUGAAUAAUGUACUGUUUUAACGGGACAGUUAUCAUAAUUCUAGCAAACAGCACAGAAAAAGGCACUGAAUAGUUACCAUGGGUUUUUUAAGAGGCUGCUUGAAACUAUGUAAGUUGGACGAGGGCUUGAAGCAUUUUCUUAUCCUGUGUGUCAUCACAAUCGUUAUUCUUCCCAUGAUUUGUACUUUAUUACGAGACUCGAUUUUUUAUAUAAAACCAAUUAAUGUAGACAAAGAAAAAAAACUUUUGAAAAUCAUUGAUUCUAAAAGAUUAAAUGAAAGUCUACAAAUUCUAAAUCUUUCCAACUCUAAAAAUUUUUCUGAUGAAAGGCCACAUCAUUCUCUGUUUAAAAACCAAAACAUUGACAUAGGUGUCACGAUCAUUACAGUCUCGCGAAACAGACACCAAUUUGAUUUGUAUGAACCAAAGUAUUUAACGCAAGUAGCCGGGAAAAUUGUAUCCUUACUAAAAGAUCCAGCAUUAAAUAAAACCUAUGCUGUUUUUCUGUGCAAUGUAGAUCCUGAUCCAAAUUCAUACACUGAAAUAUCCCCACUUUCAAAAAUACUUCCGACAUUUCAACGCUUCACUGCAAAAAUACCCCAGCGUUUAAAUAUAUUCGAAAAAGAAAAACAGGAUUAUUUAUUUUGUUUGAACGAAACAAUGAACAGGAAAGCGAAUUAUACAUUUCUGAUUGAGGAUGAUGCGUACCCAGAUGAUACGUUAUUUUCUGUUCUGGAACAUGUCAUAGAUAAUAGAAUUGAGAAUAAGUUCUCUGAAUUUAAGUCAACAGUUCGUGAUGUAACUUAUGUUAAAUUUUAUCACCCUCCACGUUUACUGGGAUAUUACAGUUUGGAAGUGGAAAGGAUUCCAGAGUUAAUAUCAAUCAGUGUUUUAUUUGGAACCAUAAUGUGUCAAAGUUACGCGUACCUUUUUAUCAAAUCAAAAUACAGCAUGAACAAAAUGUGGUUCCUGUUUACAGUUUAUUCCUGUCUGGUUGCCAUAGCAAUCGGACGUCAGAACAUCAUGGAAUUUCGACGCGUUUCUAGUAGUUUAUUUCAAGUGACACCUGCACCCUCCUGUUGCACACCAGCCUUAUUAUUUACACAACAUGGAGGUCAAAAGGUCAUGGAAUAUAUGCAGAAUGUAAGAUGUAGAUAUAAUUAUGCUAAAGAUAUGGUUUUAGAAGAUGUUAAACGCAAACAUGGACUGGUUGGUCUAUUAGUUCAACCCAAUUUAUUUAAACAUAUAGGACUUUAUUCAUCUUUACGAUCAAAGGUAUUAGAUCCAUUCAUUGUCUAAUCUAUUUCAUUUAUUUCCUAUAAAGUGGCUCAGUGAAUAAGAUGCUUGCUCACUAUCCAGUAGGUCGGGGAUUCCAUCCUGGUCUUGGUCCAUUCAUUGUCUAGUCUAUUUCAUUUAUUUCCUAUAAAGUGGCUCAGUGAAUAAGAUGCUUGCUCACUAUCCAGUAGGUCGGGGAUUCCAUCCUGGUCUUGGUCCAUUCAUUGUCUAGUCUAUUUCAACAGUCACAUAAAAAGAAGGGGGGGGGGUAGUCAUGGAUUACAGGACACUAAUCUUUUGAUUAGAAUGUCUUCCGUCUAGUCCAUUUCGUUAGUCAGAUAAAAAUGAUGCCACUCAUAUUGAGUGUUCUGUGUAAUAAUAGAUAUAUAUAUAUUAACUGAUUUCCCAGGUAAAUUGAUAUUUACUAGUCAAUCAUACUAUCUAAUUACCUCCUCCUAUAUUAAUGCCUAGGACACACCUGUUCAAUUUUUUGGCGAAUCCUUCAGGUGUGAUCUUCACCUCAGCUUCGGCCGACACCAUAUUUAUCAUUGCCUAUAUUAGAUGGCCAAAUGGCAUUGGCACAGAUAUUUUCCUAGUGUGUCGACUGCCUUGCUGGAGUUAUUUUGGCCGGACUACAGGGUGUAUAUCAUAUUAUCUAAUUAUCCUGAUAUAUUGUUUUUUACUGUCAAUAUGUCAUAUCUGAUCUUUUAGAGGCAUUUAGUAACUGGAUAGAGCAAUAAACUAUAACACAUACUUUCAAGCAAAUGAAAACGUUGAGAGAAUACUCUUCGAAACGUCGCCCAAAUAAAUCAGUAAUUGUUCUUCCAUAAGUAUGUGUUAUAGUUUAUGUCAUAUCUGAUAUUUUUAGUCACUGGUCAAUAUGUCAUGAUAUUGUUAUUCACUGGUCAAUAUGUAAUUUAUAAUGGUUUUAUAAUGUGUCUCCUAUAUUGAGUAUUGUAAUAACUACCAGUACUUACAUUUACAUUUAAUCUAUAUUAUAAUGAAUUGAACAUAUUAAUAUAUUGAAGAAGUUUAAUUGAACAUAUUAAUAUAUUGAAGUAGUUUAAUUUGAGAGAAGUGGGUUAUAUACAGGUAUGGUGAUUAUAUUUAUUAAGAUUUUGAUAGAAGUGGGUUAUAUUUAUUAACAUAUUGAAGUAGUUUAUUGUGAGAGAAGUGGGUUAUGUGCAAGGUAUACAAGUAUUUACAUCAGGUUUGGUUGAUAAUUGUCAGAUAUACAUAAACAAUAUGUAUUCAUAAUAUAUCAAAAUAUAACAAAUUUAAUACAAAAACAAGUUAAAAACUUAUUUAUAAAUUUGCUUCAUAAAUGAUUUUAUUCACUUUUGUUUUAUUUCAAGAAUCAGUAUUUGCAACUGAAUAUCCCCUACUUUUUUUGAAGAGUAUAUAUCAAAAUAUAACAUAACAUUUUUAAUACAAAAACAAGCUAAAAGCUUAUAUAUAAAUUUGCUUCAGUACUUUUGUCAUAUUUCAAGAAUCUAUUUUAUUUUACCUACAUUGAAAUUGAAGUUUUGUUGACUGAUUUUAGAAGAUUGUGUCUGUCUUUAGAUGACUGUGUUUGUCUUCCACUAGAAAUUAAAAAUAUCGAGCGCUUGUUCAUUUUCGUACCAUUUUGUCUACUUCUGAUUGUAGAAAUCAGAUUUAUAAAAAAAUUAUUUCAUACUUGUUUGUUUUGAUAUUUUCUGAUUUUAGAAGUUGUAUUUAAUCUUCCGCUAGAAACCCCAAAUAUAUACGUGUCCAGGUGAUCUUAUUUUAUACUUGUUUCUUUUCACAUUGGAUUUUAUAUUUGUUUGUUUUGAUUUUAUAAAGUUUACUUGUCUCUGUCCAGCAUUGAUUUCGUAGUUUAUUCCACACUUAGAAGGGGAGACGCGGUGGCUCAGUGAGUAAAUUACUCAGGAUUUUCCAGCGUUGCUUCCCCUUGUCAGUGAUGCAGGAUGGAGGGUCUGACAUGGAACUGUGUCUAGUCAAAAGAACCGUUGACAGUUGAAAUUUGAAAUAAGAGUAGGGCUGUAGGAACAAUUUCUCGCAUUGCACACUGCAUGGCAUCAUCACAGUUACCGUCCAUCAGUUAGUCAUGAUCAGUUAUUUAUAGUCAUAUGUUUGUUACAUGGUCGAACCCUUCCUCACUAAUGCAUUCAAGGUAAUUAGUGCAGAAUUUUGAAAAUUAUUUUGAAUACUUAUGUGAUAGAAGUAACCAACAAGAUACAUCUCAAAUGUUAUACGCCAACAUUGAAAUGUGGUCUUCUAUUGUUGUCAAACAGUUCAUUUUGUCCCUCGAUCGCAUGUGGACCCCUCGUGGGUUUUCUCCGGGUCCUCCAGUUUCCUCCCACUGCUAAAGAACCCUACGAGCAAGCGAAUUAUUGAAAUAAAAUUCAAUCGUAUGUUAGUCCCAAAAUGACGUAGUUUGUGUCAAGUGGACGUUAAACCCCAUUUUUCUCUCUCUCUCGCAUGUGUACAUUCUUAAUGGCUAUAAAGUUGUCAUCCCAAUUGAAAUAAAAUUCAAUCGUAUGUUAGUCCCAAAAUGACGUAGUUUGUGUCAAGUGGACGUUAAACCCUAUUUUUCUCUCUCUCUCGCAUUUGUACAUUCUAAAUGGCUAAAGUUGUCAUCCCAAUCAUACACUGUUUCUACGUUAAUAGGACAAUGAAGUCUUGUGGUCCUUGAAAUAUCUGGUGGUUAUAUACAGACCAAAGCACAGAGUUAUUGCCAUUGAUCAUUUUUUAGAAUCUUGUGAGUCGUCUAGUGGCGGAAGUUAUUUUCCAAUUGAUCCGGUUUAUAUUUUUGAAUGCACAGUGUUUAUGUGAAGAAAACUAUUGAUUUUCAAAAACUCGAACAUCAAAAGUUAUCAUUUAAUUACCAUUAGUCCUGCAUUUUUAUACGCCCACUUUAUCAUGUUGAUCUAUAUUAAAAUGGCCUCUGUCCGUCUGUCCGUCCAUCCGUCCAUAAUUCAUUUGUGGAUUGUGGACACUCUACAGGUCAAAAUUUUUAUAUGAUUUUGACGAAACUUAAAAUAUAGGUUUAUCUUCCAAAAAUCUCGGUUCAUUUCGAUAUUGGCAUGUAUUGGAUAGUAACUUAAUGGAUUAUGGCCCCUGAUUGUACCAAAACUCAUGUUUUUAGCUUGUGUAUGCUCUGGAAGUCACAAUUUUUACCUGUUGUUGAAUGUCCGUUUAUAACCCAAUAAUCGCUAUUCCUUUCAACAUUCACGCAUAUCGUACCGUAACUUUGUGGAUUAUGACCCCUGAUUGAACGAAAAAUCACAAUUUUUAUCCGAUUCAAAAAUAUAUCACCGCAACACCACAAGGAAGGUCGAGUUCAUAAUAUCGAGGUUGUGGACACUCUUAGAGAUCACAAUUUUGAUGAAACUUUCGAUAUUCAAACAUUUCAGGCCAUAACUUCCUACAUUAUGGACUCUGAUUGUAUGAAAAAUAACAUUUUUUUAUUUUUAGCUUGUUCUCAAUCCAACUCUUGCAAAAUGUGGGCAUAUCUUGCCUGGCAGUGGCUGGUAAUUUUCAAUGUCUUAUAAUUUUUCCUAUUUUAUAUAAAAAGAAUAAAUAUGUGAAUCACAUAAUAUUAUUGCCUGGCAACCUAUCCUUCGUUUUAUUGUCUUUAAUACAAUUUAUAUAUCCACAGAUUAAAAGUCUACUGUAUAUUUUAUUUUAUUAUAUACAUUGUAGACCUAUAUACUUAUUUCUGGUAUAUUUACUAUUUUAUUCUCAUUAAAUGUCUAAAGUAUAUACAAUUUGCAUAUUUACAAAAUUGAAGGUUUACUGUUUAUUUAAUUUUAUUAUAUAUUUGUGGAGCUAUAUACUUAUUGCUAGACUACUGUACAUGUAUACAGGGGCGGAUCUAGAAAUUUUGAAAAUGAGGGCACUGACCGCGGAGACAGGGCAUGCCGCUGAAAAGGUUUUUUGGGGUGGGGGCACCAAGAAAAUUAUCCGUCAUUUCCUUGCAUCUGUAGCCAUUCCAAGAGCUAUUUGGCUGAUAUUUUCGUCUAGGUAAACGUUCGGAAAUCGUUGAAAAAGAGCCUUACUUGAUUCCACAAGAUGCUAUCAUUGAUGUCUGUCUAUAGUCAGUCUAUAAGAUUAGGGCACCGUCAGCUUAACAACAAAAAUUCGUUUGAAAGUGGAAGCAUUAAUUAGAUCAGACUGGUGUGUUUGAGUCAUUUGGGAUCCCUGCAACGGGUUGGGAACGGACAUAUUUGGGUCUGAGAAAAGCCACUUUCAGCAGUAAAAAGGGCACUGUUGAAAAUUAGGGGGGUGGGGGGGCCCGCGCCCCUCUGGAUCUGCCUCUGGUAUAUUUUAUUAUAUACACUGUAGAUCUAUAUACUUGUUGCUAUUUUAUUCUCAUUAAAUGUCUAUAUACAUAUUUACAUAUUUACAUAAUUGAAGAUUUACCGUAUAUUUGAAUGUUUUGAUAUACAUUGUAUAUAUAUAUAUAUAUACUAUAUGUAGGAGCUAGUCAAUCUCCCAGAGUCCCAACCCCCGUGGGUUUUCUCCGGGCCCUCCGGUUUCCUCCCACUGCUAAAGAACCUGGGUCCUCUGGUUUCCUCCCACUGCUAAAGAACCCUAUGCACAAGCGAAUUAUGGAAAUAAAAUUGAACCAUAGGUUAGUCCCAAAAUGACCUCUCCCAAACAGAGUUGUCUUCCCUUGCAGUUCACACUAACUGCUGGAUAGCUAGUUACUUUAGUAACGAAGUUUUGGAGACCCCUAGUGCUCUCUCUUUGUUUCUGGCGCGUCCUAAUGACAACUAAUAUGAAAAUAAAUCUUUUUCCCCAUCUCGGUUCUAAGGCUAUUUUGAAAUCCUUUUGCCACAUCCACAAAUACCAGUAAAAUUUAUGUAUUCAACAUACAUCAACAAUCAUUACAUAAAAUCGAUUAAUAUGUAAUUCAAGUACAGCAAGAAUUUUUUGUUCACGGUAAAAUUGCAUUCCUAAAUUUGGAAUAUUGGCUGAACGCGGCUAUGAACCUGUCAAUCUGUUUCACAGAUUAUUACGAAAGUCUUCUAAUAUCUCUGUAAAAGAUGACUGCCUUCAACCCAUGAUGUCAUAUCACGCGGCGUCAAUCAUUGGCUCAGUGGCGCAUGCAUUGUUUACAUAAGGCAUUACAUAUUCAAGCAGAAUGGCGCCUUUUACUCAUUUUAAUACCCAUUUACACUAAAAUAGGAAAUAAUUUUUACCUACAAAUACUUCAAACGUCUUUAUUUAUUUUUCUAAUACAUGAAAAGAAUGUUUUAGUAUUUAAUUUGUCGGAGGAAAAAAGUUAAUAUUUGUGACUCAUUAAGUCACAUUGAUGUCAUCCUUAUCAGUGAUUGUCGCGGCCUAGCGAAUAUUCACUGCGGAUCAGUGUGUGAACCUCUCUGCGCAGGCAUCAGUUUCAUAAUGGUGGACCGAUUCAAAUGAAUGUUGUUUAUGUUUUCGUAGCGCACAAUUCUACAUGAAAAUAAUGUUGGAUUAUUAUAAAUUUGUGUCAGAUGUGGCAAGAAAUGACUCCUUUUGGCGAUCAAAGAAAAAUCACGGUGAAAAAUAGACGGUAAGGAUUCCAAAGUAGCGUUAGAACCGAGAUGGGGAAAAGCCCUAUUUUCAUGUUAGUUGUCAUUAGGACGUGCCAGUAACGAAGAGAGAGCACUAGGGGUCUCUAAGACUUCGUUACUAAAGUAACUACUGGAUAGGGAGACUUGCGUGGAGAAAGGAAGCUAGUGUAUUUACCAUUUUAUUCUUAUCUAAUGUCUAUAUAAAACUUGAUUAUACAAGUUUAUAUAAUUAUUUUGAUAUUUUUAUUUUGAAUUAUUAGUCCCCAGUACCAAGUAGUCUCAAGUGUGUGUGCAUGUGUGCACUUUAUAUCAUAAUGUAUAUUUACUGUUUGAUACAAACCAUAAUGUAUAUGUAUAUUUACUGUUUGAUACAAACCAUAAUGUAUGUCAAUUAUUACCUACUAGUAUUGAUUAAUAUAUUGAUUUUAUUGAUUAUAUAUAAUAUUAUUACAUUGUAUCUAAUAAAACUUUAUUAUAUAAUUAACAUGUUAUUUUAAUUU